Molecule: messenger RNA, 380 nt
Organism: Triticum aestivum (bread wheat)
Lineage: Eukaryota; Viridiplantae; Streptophyta; Magnoliopsida; Poales; Poaceae
Exons: 1
Coding region: 22-348 (108 amino acids)
Molecular function (GO): DNA-binding transcription factor activity
Source: RefSeq, a predicted model, not a curated record
CAUAUACACGACACGACAACCAUGGAGCAAGCGGCCAGCAGCGCGAAGGAGGAUCUCAGCCUCGAGCUUACCCUGGCCUUUGCUAUGUGCGUGGCACCAGCCGCGCCCCGCUCGGGCUUCUUCUUGUGCGUUUACUGUGACCGCAAGUUCGGCAACGCGCAGGCGCUCGGUGGUCACCAGAACGCGCAUAAGCAAGAGCGCGCCGUCGCCAAGCUCCGCCGGGACGCGUGGAGGGCUGCUGCAAUUUCUCGGAUCUCCGGGGAGCCUGCAGUAGGCUCUGUGGCGUACAAGCGCGGCAGGACCUCAUCGGACCGCGACCACGAGCUGGACUUGUCUCUCCGGCUGUAACCGGUUGCCAGAUCGAUCAAACCAUUUCAGUA